UCCAAUCAACUGAAUUUAUCACAGGUGGACUCCAAUCCACUGAAUGUCCCACAGGUGGACUCCAAUCCACUGAAUGUCCCACAGGUGGACUGCAAUCCACUGAAUGUCCCACAGGUGGACUCCAAUCCACAGAAUGUCCCACAGGUGGACUCCAAUCCACAGAAUGUCCCACAGGUGGACUCCAAUCCACAGAAUGUCCCACAGGUGGACUCCAAUCCACUGAAUGUCCCACAGGUGGACUGCAAUCCACUGAAUGUCCCACAGGUGGACUCCAAUCCACUGAAUGUCCCACAGGUGGACUCCAAUCCACAGAAUGUCCCACAGGUGGACUCCAAUCCACUGAAUGUCCCACAGGUG
Staurois parvus is the source of this 357-nucleotide messenger RNA. The record is from the annotation of a GenBank genome assembly. NCBI's taxonomy places the organism in Eukaryota, Metazoa, Chordata, Amphibia, Anura, Ranidae.